Leguminivora glycinivorella is the source of this 2314-nucleotide messenger RNA. Its product is annotated as protein rolling stone-like. NCBI's taxonomy places the organism in Eukaryota, Metazoa, Arthropoda, Insecta, Lepidoptera, Tortricidae. Bases 255 to 1049 code for a protein of 264 amino acids. The record is from RefSeq and is a predicted model, not a curated record. Gene Ontology annotation, cellular component: membrane. The transcript has 5 exons.
UGUGUGGUGCGCAUCAUAAACAAAUCAUGCUUGCGUAAACUUACGGCCGAAUAGUGUUGUGUUGUGUGUGAAGAAAGGUACCUAUAUUUUAGUAAAUAAUUGUACCUGACCAAAAUACAUGAAGUAACAAAUAAUUUUAGAAAAAAAAACUAGGUACCUACAAUUGGUGUCUGUUGACCUAGUCGCACUAAAUUGGAAAAUUUAUUUCAACCAAAGGCUGCUCCACAAAAGUUACAACUAAGAAAACCAACACAAUGACUCAAUGGACAUGGAAACACAACGCGUCUUGCUGCAUCGGGCAUCUUCGGAAAGGCGAUGAGCCUUCGGAACUCUUCGCCAGGUCGCGGGGGGGUAUAUCCCCCCUGUUUUGGAGGCUCCCGAUCCUGAUAUGGGCGUUGCUGGUCAUUGGCUGGUCCAGUGCCGGCUUUUGGGGACCUCCGGAGAUGUUCUUCCUGUAUAUGACGCAUUGGGGACUAAUACUGAUAUUGGUGGAGUCUCUGUUGGGCGUUGCUGUUGCAAUGAUGAAGCACUGUGGAACGUUGCCUGAUGCAACGUUUGGUCUGCCGUGGUAUGUCAAAACUUACUGGGUCCUGUACAACAUCACCAUUCCUGUCGCCUUUCUCAUCACCAUAUUCUACUGGGGUGUUCUAAAAACAUCUGGGAGAAUGGUGAACUACGCCCCAAACCCAGUGCUGGACGUGAUGCUGCACGGCGUCAACUCGCUGGUGAUGCUCGUGGAGCUGGUCGCGUCGGCACACCCUUCACGGCUGGUCCACAUAAUGCAGCCGCUGUACUUCGCACUGGCUUAUCUGCUGUUCUCAGUUGGAUAUUACGCGGCUGGUGGUUUGGAUCCAUGGGGUAACCCUUUCAUCUAUCCCGUGAUCGACUGGUCGAAGCCAAACCAGACGAUGGUGGUGGUCACGUUGACUGCACUGUUCCUGGCCCUGAUGCACAUCCUUACUGUUGGGAUUGCUGCCUUGCGUGACGUCAUCUCUAGAAAGUACGUCAGAGAUUCUACGGGAGUUUACAAUGAUGGAUUCAAGGCUUGAAAACAGAAUGCAAAGAAAUGAACCAAGUGGUACUUUUAGUGACAUCGAGAUGUGUUCAAAGUGACGUGUAGAUUUGCAGAUCAAAUAAGCAUUGGUGCUUGUCGUGCUAAUAUGUGCUUUACUUAGUCUUAGGACACUAUUUAUGUCUAUUUAAGGGCCUGCCGGCCGUCAAUGUGUCAUGGACUUGUAUUCCUAAAGGUGUCGUACGUAUUUUUCCUCGUUAUGUUCGAUUCCAUCCUGUUGUCAGCCAAUGCCAAACUACAGCGCCUUAUUUAUUUUAAGUAAAUAGAAGUGCCUGAUGUAAAAUUACUUAGUUAAAGUUACCUAUUACAGGCGUUCUUUCCGUUUUAAGGCUCAAUGUUUUUAAUAAAGUUAUCGUGUGAGAAAAAAAAGACAAAUGAGGAAUCUAGGGAACAACGAUAAAAUUAGAACAUUAUAUUUGUUUUCAAGUCUGUUCUUAAAGAGUACUUUUCGUUUGUUCUAAGUAGUACUCCUAUUGUUCUAUCUAUACUAUGUAUAACGUAAGUUAUUAGGUUUAAGACAUAGGCACUAAAGACUGUGAUAGAAUUAUUAAAGCCUACUGUGAUUUUAAACUUUUGCUGACGCCUAAAACUGUCAGCUAAGUUUUUCUCAUGCACUUAAAUGCAGCAAAAGUAUUGAAUUUUAUAAGAUGGUUGCUCCAUAAAUUGAGUUGGAUAAGUACAGUGCACGCAAUUUAUAAUGAGGUGAAUGGAAAAAAUGGUGAGUGAAUGGAAUUACAUGCACGACUAAACAAAUAUGGAGAUAUGAACUAAAAAAAAUACAAUAAAUGGCAGCGGCCACUUCAUUACAAGUCAUAUUGUGUGUAUUAUCUAAUUUGAUGGUGCGAUUUCUAUAAUUUUUUACCAAUUUAGACUUAUAAUGUGGUUUGUAACCUUCAAGCUCAAUUAUCUAUGAUUUAUUUAGUAACUGUAAAUACUUAAGGUUAUUUUUUGUAUGGAUUAUAGUUAUUUUCUUAAAUACUAUUUGUCAAGGAUGAAAACAUGUUUUUGAUCUUUAGAAUAAUGAGGUCAUCUAGAUUGUUAAGGUUAUUUUUUUUUUCAAUUAUUAUUAAUUGGAUGUUUGUGCUCUGUCAAUUAAAGAUGUACCUAAUUGAAUACGUAUAUGUUUGAUAAAUGGUAACUUGAUAAAAUGAUAAUAUACAAUCAUGUGAAUCUUUCAGGUCAUUAAGCACUUCUCGUGCAAUUUUGUGAGCAGAUUUUAUAGGUAAUAAAAUAGAUUUUGUG